AUGGCGACAGUGGAGUUGUACACCAAGGGGGCGAGUGUCUGGGUUUCUGACCCAGAUGCAGUGUGGGUAUCAGCUCAGCUCCUCCAGGACUACAAGACUGGAGACCAGUCUGUCCUGCUGCAGCUUAGCGAUGGCAGGGAGCUGCAGUACCCAGUGGCGCCCCCCGCUGGCCUGCCCCCCCUGGGGAACCCAGAGCUCCUGGAGGGGGAGAACGAUCUGACAGCCCUCAGCUUCCUCCACGAGCCGGCCGUGCUGCACAACCUCAGCGUCCGCUUCCUCCACUACAGCUCCAUCUACACCUACUGUGGCAUAGUUCUGGUGGCUAUAAACCCGUAUGAGCAGCUUCCUAUCUAUGGGGAGGAGGUGAUCCAGGCCUACAGCGGCCAGGACAUGGCUGACAUGGAGCCUCACAUCUUCUCUGUGGCCGAGGAGGCCUACCGCACCAUGACCAGGGAGGAGAAGAACCAGUCCAUCAUCAUCAGCGGGGAGUCUGGCGCAGGGAAGACGGUGUCCGCUAAGUUCACCAUGCGCUACUUCGCCGUGGUGGGCGGGGCUUCUGAGCAGACCAGCGUGGAGGAGAAGGUCCUGGCCUCCAGCCCCAUCAUGGAGUCCAUAGGGAAUGCCAAGACCACCCGUAAUGACAACAGCAGUCGUUUUGGGAAGUACAUCGAGAUCGGCUUCGGCAGGAAGGGAGACAUCAUCGGAGCAAACAUGAGGACAUAUCUUCUGGAGAAGUCCAGAGUGGUCUUCCAGGCCAACGAGGAGAGGAACUACCAUGUGUUCUACCAGCUGUGUGCGUCUAGACACCUGCCUGAGAUGAGACAACUCCAACUUGAUGCCCCUGAGCAGUUCCGUUACACCAGUCAGGGAGGACAGACAGAGAUACCGGGCACUGAUGAUGUCAUGGACCUGGAGCGCACUCGCAAUGCCUUCACCAUACUGGGAGUUCUUCCAGACCAACAGACGGAGCUGUUCCGCGUCUUGGCAGCUGUUCUGCACCUGGGGAAUGUCCACAUUCAGGCCAGCGGGAGAGGAGGAGAGCGCAGCUACAUAGACGCAGAUGACUCCUCCCUGGCCGUGUUCUCCAAGCUCCUGGGCGUGGAGGCGGGGCAGAUGGCCCACUGGCUGUGCCACCGGCGGCUGCCAGUAGGGGGCGAGCUGUUGGUGAAACCCAUGACGGGCCAGCAGGCGUGCGAGGCCAGGGACGCCCUCGCCAAGCACAUGUACGGCCAGAUGUUCUCCUGGACCGUGCUCCGGCUCAACGCUGCCCUGCGCGCCCACCGGGAGAAGCCCCGGAGCUACAUAGGAGUGCUGGACAUCUACGGGUUUGAGACGUUUGACAAAAACAGCUUUGAGCAGUUCUGCAUUAACUAUGCCAACGAGAAACUACAGCAGCAGUUCAACAGGCAUGUGUUCCAGCUGGAGCAGGAGGAGUAUGUGCGUGAGGAGCUGUUGUGGAACAGGAUAGAGUUCAGUGAUAACCAGCCCUGCAUCGCUCUCAUAGAGGGACACCUGGGGCUACUGGAUCUGCUGGACGAGGAGUGCAGGAUGCCUAAGGGCUCAGAUGAGAGCUGGGCCAGGAAGCUGUACGACCAGCACCAGAACCACCAGCCCAGCCCUCACUUCAGCAAGCCCCGCAUGUCCAACUCUGCCUUCAUCAUCCUGCACUUUGCUGACUCGGUUCAGUAUGAAUGUGAUGGAUUCUUGGACAAGAACCGAGACACUGUCUUUGAAGAGCCAAUCAACAUCCUCCGAGCCAGUCAGGUAUUUAGUCACAUCUCUUCUGACCUGGUGGCAGACUUGUUCCAGCAGGCUCCAGCAGGGGCCGCUGUGGAGCUGUCUGGGGGGAAGCCCUCUCUGGCCAAUGGGAGCGUGCGCUCGGGGAAGAGAGGCCAUCGAGAACACAAGCUGACUGUUGGCUUCCAGUUCCGUCAGUCUCUUCAGCUGCUGAUGGACACUCUGAACAGCACCACCCCUCACUAUGUCCGCUGUAUCAAACCCAACGACGUCAAGGAACCUUUCGUGUUUGACCCCAGGAGAGCAGUGCAGCAGCUGAGAGCGUGCGGCGUGUUGGAGACCAUCCGCAUCAGCGCUGCUGGAUACCCCUCCAGGUGGACCUAUGAAGAGUUCUUCAGCAGGUACAGAGUUCUUCUGCGUGGGCUCCAGCCCCGGCCCCAGCCCCAGCCCCGGCCCCAGCCUCAGCUCCAGGAGGCGUGUAAGCAGGCCCUCCCCUGCCUCAUCCCUGACCCAGACCAGUACUGUUUCGGCAAGACCAAGGUGUUCUUCCGGGCGGGGCAGGUGGCCCUGCUGGAGCGCUUGAGGGCGGAGCGCCUCAGAGGGGCGGGCAUGGUCAUCCAGAGCCGGGUACGGGGCUGGUUGGCACGGAGACGCUACACUCGCAUCCGCCAGGCGGCGCUCACCGUCCAGAGAUACACCAGGGGAGCGCUGGGGAGGAGACAGGCCCUGACCCUGCGCUACACCCGGGCAGCCCUGGUCCUCCAGAAGACCUUCCGCAUGCUGGCAGUGCGCCAGCUGUACCAGAUGAUCCGCCAGGCAACCCUCACCAUCCAGGCCUUCACCCGCGGCACGCUGGCACGCCGGGAAUACCGACAGGUUCUGUGCGAGCGUGCGGCGGUGCGUUUGCAGGCGUGGGUGCGUGGCUGCCGUGCGCGGCGCGCGUACGGCCGUGUCCGGGCCGCCGUGGUUCUGAUGCAGUGCUGCGCCCGGCGGCGUGCGGCCCGGAGGGAGAUGCUGAGGAGGAAGGCCGAGGCCCGGUCUGUGGAGAGGAUCCGGCAACUCAACAAGGGCAUGGAGGUCAAACUGAUGAGCCUGCAGCUACGAGCUGACCAGGAGGCCAGGGACAGCUCUGCUCUGAGGGAGACCCUGCAUGCCGAGCGCGAGGCCCACCGCGCCGAGGCGGCCGGCCUGCGGGGGGCGCUGGCGAGGCUGGAGGCCCAGAGACAGGAGCAGCCGGCCCCCAGCCCCGCCCCGUCCCCGCAGCAGGAGGAGGAGAGGAGGAGGCUGCGGGAGAGGACCGCCCUGGAGCUCCUCACACUCACACAGGAGGUGCAGGCCCUGAAGACAGAGAGGGAGGAGCUGGUAAGACAGAAGGAGGAUCUUCAGAGGCAGGUGGUGGAGCAGCAGAUGUCCCAGGAAGAGUGUGUGCGCCAGGCUGUGUCCCAGGCCGGUGUGUGUCUGCGCGGGGAGGUGGAGGAGGAGCGGAGGAAGUAUCAGGGGCUGCUGCGAGAGUUCACCAGGCUGGAGCAGAGAUACGACAACCUGAGAGAUAUGAGUCUGCCCUCUGAGCGUUCAAAGGGCCACAGAAGGACAGAUUCUUGCCAGAGUCUUAGCAUGGAGCCUCUCUCUCCAGUUUCGGCCCCCUUCCCUGGCUCCCCAACCUUCUCCCCGGCCUCGGCCCCCUUCCCUGGCUGCCCAACCUUCUCCCCUGCCUCCCCGGAGGAGUCCAGGAGGGUCAGUGUGACGUCUCAGGAUUGGAGCUCUUGGAGCAAAGACACUCCUAUGGAUACUCUGAUGGAGAAUAUGGGCGUAGCCAAAGACACAGCAGUGAAGAUGAGAGCAGAUGAUCUGGGACACGCCUACGAUGCCGUACGAGUGGCCAACAAGUUACUGGAGACCCAGCUGCGUAGCCAAUCAGAGCAGCAGGGGGUGGAGCUGAAGCCGCCGGGGAGAGAAGCCUCAGCUGAUGGGCAGGAGCUGCUGGAGGCCAGAGAACAGGAGUGUGUGAGACUGAAGAGAGAGCUGCAGGAACUGAGACACACGGUCACUCUCAGGACACUGCUGACACACACAGCCCCCCCAGCAGCUGUGCAGCCUCCAGAUGGCUCCUGUGCCGCCCAGGCCAGAGGGGGCGCUGUCUCAGGUCUGCUGGAGUGCAGGAAGAGAGACGAGGCCAAGCUGAUGAAGAUCCUCAUCACAGAGCUGCGUGCGGACAGCGCCCUGUCCCUGCCCCCUGGUCUGGCUGCCGGAGUGGUGUUCCUGUGUGUGCGCCAGGCGGACCACGCUGGAGACGCCGCUCGCACGCACACCCUCUGCGGCGCUGCGAUCGCCGCCAUGAAGGCGGCUCUGAAGAAACACAGUAAGGAUGCCGAUAUGACGGCUCUCUGGUUGAAGAACGCCUGUCUGCUGUCCGACCUGCUGACACAGCACUGCCCCAGACAGGAUGGGCAGGCUGGUUCUAUCGACGCGGUUCCUCUGACAUCUGACCUCAGUGACCUGAGGCGUUCCCUAGGUGACCUGUGCAUCCAGGCCUAUCAGCAACUGCUCUCCAUCACCGAGUCCCGCCUCAAGCCAAUCAUAGUACCUGCCAUGCUGGAGACUGACACCAUCCCAGGUCUGUCCGCGUCGGGGGUGAAGCCUGGGGGUUCCAGGAAGAGGGCGGGGUCCGACCCCAGGGCGGCGGCAGGGGAGGAGGUGGACGCCCCCAGCAUGGCGGGCACGCUGAGGGUGCUGGCGGGGCUCCACUCCGCCCUGUCCCGCCAGGACCUCCCCCCCUCCCUCCUGGGGCAGGCCUUCCACCAGCUCACCCACCUGCUCUGCGCCGCCACCCUCAACUCCCUGCUGCUCCGCAAGGACAUGUGCUGCUGGAACAGGGGGCUCCAGAUACGCUAUAAUGUGAGCCUGCUGGAGGAGUGGCUGCGUUCCCGGGGUCUGCAGGCAGGGGGCGCUGUGGCCACGCUGGAGCCUCUGAUCCAGGCUGCUCAGCUUCUGCAGGUGGGGAAGAAGACGGAGGCUGACGCCCAGGCUCUGGUCCAGGCCUGCACCGCCCUCUCCAGCCAGCAGAUUGUGAAGAUCCUGACUCUAUACACGCCCCACAGUGAGUUGGAGGAGAGAGUGACGCUCAACUUUAUCAGAUCCGUUCAGGCUCUUCUGAGGGGUCGUUCUGAAGGCCAGCCCCCCCAUCUCCUCCUGGACGUGAAGAAGGUCUUCCCGGUUACCUUCCCCUUCCUCCCGCCUCCAGCCCUCCACGCGGACCGCCUCGGCAUCCCAGAAUCCCUCAAGAUCUCCUUCCUGCGCCGAGUCUGAGAGACAGGAAGGGAGCUCACGCAGGAAAUGACCGCAGACCUUGACACCAACAACAAGGAAGUGAUGUCAUCCUUCCAUGAGAGAGGAAGUGAUGCCUGUGGACAGGAUGUUGAUGGGUGUCGGACAUAGGAUCAGUAUGAAGGAUGACACAAGUAUGUUGAUUACCCAUGUGCCUUUGCAUAUUUUGCGUAAAUUGGUCGUCUACACCAACAUGGGGCCAGAUAUGGCUAACUGAAUGCAUUAUGGUGGAUUAGAAGCUUAGCUCAAUUUGGCCUCUGAGUGUAUUUAUCUCAACAUAUUUGAUUGACAUAAUGUAUAACUUGACUAGACUUGUUUAGCUAAUUUAGGGUUCUGUUGCUAUUGGUGACGAGUUUCCGUUGGUUCCAUUAAAGCAGAACUACGGCAUUGCUAUGACGUCGUGGUCUCAACCUUAAUGAAUCCAAUCUAGUGUUGGACCAGGCUGUAGCAGCUGGACAAAAAAUUCUGCUUUGUAGGUCUCAAACCUAACAUGUAACCUUUCUCGGAUGUUCAAGAUGACUUUACCCAACAGUAGUGAAGUUA
This is a messenger RNA of Osmerus eperlanus (European smelt), 5604 nucleotides long. Its product is annotated as unconventional myosin-Vb. Gene Ontology annotation, biological process: actin filament organization; vesicle transport along actin filament. Gene Ontology annotation, cellular component: actin cytoskeleton; myosin complex; vesicle. The coding region runs from base 1 to 5043 and encodes 1680 amino acids. The transcript is spliced from 37 exons. NCBI's taxonomy places the organism in Eukaryota, Metazoa, Chordata, Actinopteri, Osmeriformes, Osmeridae. Gene Ontology annotation, molecular function: ATP binding; actin filament binding; microfilament motor activity. The record is from RefSeq and is a predicted model, not a curated record.